AUGGAGGCCUAUACCCCUAUCCCAGAGGUCGAUCUGGCUUAUAAGACUCUGCAGACAACCUUUCGCAGCGGGCGUACCAAGGAGCUGGCCUGGCGGAAGUGGCAGCUGAAGCAGGUCUGGUGGCUCGUGGAAGACAACCAGCAACGCAUCAUCGAUGCCCUCAACAAGGACAUGAAUCGUCAUGCCUUCGAGACUACCUUCGCCGACUGUAUGACCGUCAAGACUGACGUGGUUGACCACCUCAAGAACAUCGACAACUGGGCCGCAGAUCAGCCCGUCGAUGCUAAUAUGGUUAUGAAAGCGUUGCUGCGGCCUUGCGUGAGGCCUGAGCCACUUGGCGUCGCCCUCAUCAUAGGGCCGUGGAACUUCCCCGUCUCCCUGGUCCUGCAGCCCAUGGUUGCUGCUAUUGCUGCUGGAUGUGCUGUCCUCAUCAAACCCUCCGAGGUUACCCUGGCCUGUCAGGCGUUGCUGGUCGAGCUGAUCCCCAAGUAUAUGGACCCCUCCGCGGUCCGGAUCGUGACUGGAGGCCCUGCAGAGACAACCGCACUUCUGGAACGCAAGUUUGACCACAUUUUCUUCACGGGAUCUGUCGGCGUUGCUCGCCAUGUCGCCCGUGCUGCAGCCAGACACCUUACACCCACGGUUCUCGAACUUGGUGGCCAGUGCCCGGCCAUCGUGACCAAAUCCGCAGACGUGGAUGCUGCUGCUCGUGAUAUUGCCUGGGCCAAGUACCUCAACUCCGGGCAGAUAUGUCUCUCUGUCAAUCAUGUGUUUGCCCAUCCGGAUAUCCAGGCGAAGCUCAUCGAGCGGAUGGCGUUCUACUUCGCUGAGUACGCGAAAAACGGGGCUGACGAGAUGACACACAUCGUCAACCAGAAGAAUUAUGAGCGACUGAAGGGUCUGAUUGAGAAGACCCAGGGCAAGAUAGAGUGUGGGGGGACCUUGGAAGCGUCAAAAAAUCGGAUCGCCCCGUCAGUUGUCUCUGGCGUUACGAUGGAUGACUCACUUCUAUCUGAGGAGUUGUUUGGAACCAUCUGUCCAGUUCUGACAGCAUCUACCGAGGAGGCUGUCACCGCCAUCAACGAUCUACCCCGCCCGCUGGCCAUCUACAUCUUCAGCAAGAACCAACGGGAAAUCAGCCACGUGAUUUCAUCUACGAUUUCCGGCGGCGUCACUGUAAACGGCACCAUCAUCCACUCCUCUGUUCCUAGCGCCCCGUUCGGCGGGGUCGGUGACUCAGGACAUGGAUACUACCAUGGAAAGCAUGGAUUCCAGGCCUUUACCCACUUGCGCACGAUUGCACGACCAGUCCCACUCUUUGGCAAGCUGACUUCUUUCCUGCGCCCGCCAUAUUCCGUCGAUCGUAUCAAGUGGAUAGGCGUGCGCCAAAACCUGGGUAUUCGGCGGGGUUGGACACUAGAUGAUGAGCGGCGUAUUGCACGCCAGGGAGGUCUGCUCCGCCUACCGGUUCGAUUUUUUCAAAUCUUAGCUUUUAUUGCUGCCCUAGGGCUGGUGGACCAUCAGAUGGCGGGACGGUUGGGAAUCGUACAGAGGCUGCAGGGCUUGACCGACUUUAUUCGAAAUUUCUUCUAG
Aspergillus campestris IBT 28561 is the source of this 1593-nucleotide messenger RNA. RefSeq names its product aldehyde dehydrogenase family protein. The transcript has 3 exons. The record is from RefSeq and is a predicted model, not a curated record. The coding region runs from base 1 to 1593 and encodes 530 amino acids. Gene Ontology annotation, biological process: aldehyde metabolic process. Gene Ontology annotation, molecular function: aldehyde dehydrogenase (NAD+) activity. Gene Ontology annotation, cellular component: cytoplasm. Lineage: Eukaryota; Fungi; Ascomycota; Eurotiomycetes; Eurotiales; Aspergillaceae.